UUAAGAAAUUUUAUUUGUCAAUAAAAUCUAAAGAAAAAAAUGAUCAGUACAUUGAUCGUUGUCUUGUGUUUAAUAAUUGGCGGUGUUAGUCAUGUAAUUUAUGGUAUUCAAAAUACACUCAAAGAAGAUCUAGAGCUGGAAAAACAACUGAGGCUCAUCAACAAACCUCCUGUCAAGAGUAUUUAUACAGAGUUUGGGGAUAUUGUUGAUUGUAUUGAUAUAAACAAGCAACCAGCGUUUGACCAUCCUUUACUAAAACAUCAUAAGUUGCAGAGAAAACCCAGCUUUGAAAAAACAAAUGCGAAGACUUCACCAACUAGAUCCAUAUUUGGGCUUGAUAAGAACAUAUGUCCGUCAGGGACAGUGCCUAUUCGGAGAACCACAAAAGAUGAUCUAAUUCGAGAAAAAUCAUUAUUAAAUGAUGAUAUCAUGACUCAAAAAGCUCCUGGUAUUCAUCUAGCAGAAGUAUCUCUUAAAUCGCGUUAUGGUCCUUAUUAUGGAGUCAGUGGAAGAAAUAGCAUUUAUAAUCCAAGACUUAAUAGGACAGAUCAAAUCUCCCUUUCAAAUUUAUGGGUUCAAAACGGAGAAGGAGAUGCUGGUAACAAAAUCUCAUUUGGUUGGCAUGUACAUCCAUAUUUAUAUGGUGAUGAUGCAACCUAUUUUUACUCGACAUGGACGUCAGAUAAUUACAAGAGGACAGGGUGUUACAAUAUUCGAUGUCCGGGCUUUGUUCAAACUAGCAAAGGAAAUUAUCUUGGUGCAAGUAUAAGCAAUACAUCUAUAUAUGGUGGAAUUAUGGUUGUGGCGGACCUUUCUAUUUUUCAGGACCUGGUGACCAAAAACUGGUGGUUACAAGUGGAUGGUAAAAAUUUUGGAUAUUUUCCGGCAGCAUUGUUCUCCAACUUGGCCUCUGCCGAUCAGGUGGGGGGGGGUGGGAGAACAAGAACUCCUCCUGGUACUCCUAGUCCUCCCAUGGGAUCCGGACAUUUUCCUGAUAAUAUCAUUGUUCAUGCAUGUUAUUUUAGCUUUGUCUCAUUUCGAGAUGCAUCAGGAAAAAAUCAUGGGCCUGAAGUAAAUCAAGUAAAAUCAUUCACUGACAACUCUCAUUGUUAUGGUGUUAAAUACUAUGGAUAUAUACCAAAACGGAAUAUUGGAUAUUUUCUCCAAUUUGGAGGACCUGGAGGCAAUUGUGGUGAUUAAUUUGUUUUUCAAUGUAAUUAUAUGAAGUUAAAAAAUAAAUAUUAUUACUAUCA
Messenger RNA from Cajanus cajan (pigeon pea), 1253 nucleotides. RefSeq names its product protein neprosin. Lineage: Eukaryota; Viridiplantae; Streptophyta; Magnoliopsida; Fabales; Fabaceae. The record is from RefSeq and is a predicted model, not a curated record.